Molecule: messenger RNA, 1945 nt
Organism: Phytophthora nicotianae INRA-310
Lineage: Eukaryota; Oomycota; Peronosporomycetes; Peronosporales; Peronosporaceae
Exons: 1
Coding region: 42-1805 (587 amino acids)
Source: RefSeq, a predicted model, not a curated record
CUGUAGCCAUUCCAGCCCAGCCAACCAACGGCUUGCCGAUAAUGCAGCAAGCGGAGGACGUGGCCAUGGAGGCUGCGGUGCCAGCGCAGGGCGAGUCGGAUGUGCCGACGGCACUUAUCGAGGAGAUGCCUUUCACCGAAGAGGAGCUCGCUACUACAUACAAGGUGCUGGAGGUACUGGCCAAGCGAAAGGAGCUGCUGGAGCAGCGCAACAUGCGUGACAUGCGCAAGAAGCUGGCGCCCGUGUCCGAGUACAUGGAAGGCCGAAAGUUCGGUGGUGUAGGCCGCAAGAAAUACCUGGAAGACAAGGCCAUUCGUGAGGAGAAGCGUGCGCGUCACAACCAACGCAAGAUGCACGACCGCCGCCACAUCAACAGCUCGACGCUGCGUCGCGAGCGCAUCGCCAAGCUCGAGUCACUCCUGCAGCAAGGAAAGGACGAGGCCAAUGCCUUACCCAUGAUUGCAGAUGGUGUGGCUGGUGAGGAUGUAUGUCACUCCACAAAGUCUUUGACGAACGGCCCCGAGCCGGAGCUGCAGAAGCUCUGCACGGACGAUGAGCAGCAUGCUCUCGACGAGAAGGCAGCGGCCGACAAGAAGGAAGCCAGUGCGCUGCUGGGAUUCCGCUCGUGCUAUACGUGCAAGAGUCGAUUCGACAAGAUCCACCACUUCUACGAUCAAUUGUGCCCACGUUGUGCGGACCUUAACUUCUCAAAGCGCUUCCAGACUGCGGAUCUGCGUGGCAAGGUGGCUCUCAUCACUGGCGCCCGUGUGAAGAUUGGGUUCCAGGCUGCUGUAAAGUUGUUGCUGGCGGGAGCGGCAGUCAUCGCUACUACGCGCUUCCCUAAGGACGCAGCCGAACGCUUUGCAAAGCACCCCGAGUACGAGACCUUCAAGGACCGUCUUCAAAUUUUCGGUAUUGACUUCCGUGACUUGGUACACUUGGAGCAGUUUUGCGACUUCGUAAUCAGCCGUUACUCUCGUCUGGAUAUGAUCGUGCACAAUGCAUGCCAGACUGUGCGCCGCCCACCGACGUACUACAAGCCGCUCGUGGAUAAGGAGACAAAGGCUCUUGAGGCGAGUACCAAGGACGUUCAAAUGCUGAUGAACCACCAGCAGGAGUUUGAGUCGCAUGUCAAAUCACUGGCUCUGCCUGCGUCGGAUGCCAAAAAGUCUGUCAACGCAGGUGGCAACGUUGUUAUGUCCUCUGCGUUGAAGUCACAGGUGCCAAUGAUUGCUGGUGAAGACCACCCUGACGAUCACGCCGAGGCAUUCCCCGAGGGAAUGGUGGACGUGAACGGACAGCAGGUGGAUCUCCGCUCGCACAACUCGUGGCUGUUGCGUAUGGGCGAGGUCGCCACCCCCGAAGUGGCGGAGGUAUUCGCUAUCAACACCCUGGCACCGUUCAUCAUGAACAACCGCCUGGUGCCGCUGCUGGAGAAGAGCGGCAAGAGCGAAAAGAAGUUCAUUGUGAACGUGAGUGCCAUGGAGGGCAAGUUCUAUCGCUACAAAACGCCGAACCACCCGCACACGAACAUGGCCAAAGCUGCUCUUAACAUGAUGACGCGUACCUGCGCCGAAGAUUUGAGCAAGCGGAGCAUUUACAUGACCAGCGUUGAUACUGGUUGGAUCAACGACGAGAAUCCGCUGGCGAAGGCCCACGCUCACGCGCAGGCACACAAUUUCCAGACGCCUAUCGACGAGAUCGAUGCCGCCGCUCGCGUGCUGGACCCCAUUUUCGUCGGCUACACGUCGGACAAGCCGGUCUUCGGCAAGUUCCUCAAGGACUUUCACGAGACCGAGUGGUAGACGAGCUCUUAAGCGCAGAGUACAUAGAUACAUUCACAUUCCACGUCAAGCAACGUCAUCGCUUUUUGUGUUGAAGUUUGCCUUCUUGCUGUGCUCUGAUUGGUCGAAAGGUUGAAUGUAAAAAGUCACAUUCAGAUCCC